AGACAAUCCCGUACGCUGCGACCGUUUUCGAGAAAAAUCGGUUCGAUUAGUUUUCCCAAUCGCUUCGGUUCAUCUUAUUGUGAAAAGCCUGCGUGGUUAAGGAUCGUAAUCCUUGUUUUUUAUGUAGAAAAUAUCGCGUCGUCGUGUUUGUCAACUUAGACAACUUAGUUUAGUAGUUUACCGUUACUUAGUUUUUAGUUUAGUGUUACGUAUAUUUUUUAUUAAUUUGCAUAUUUUAUUUUUAAAUCGUUAUCCAAUUAAAUAUUUCUAUUAAAUUAGUUUUUAUUUGUAAGUUAGUUAUAAGUGUUUUUGUGUCGUUUUGUGUUUGUUACGUGUUGGACGCCAUUUUAUUUUGCCGCGUGUGAGUGUUAUUGGGUGUGUUUAGACAUGAUGGGUAGGAAAGACGUCCAAGCGGUCGUGGUUAAGAAGAGGCGCAGAAGUCGCCGCAGAGUCAGUAGGUCGGCCAAGCGUCACCAAAAGAGAUCGAUAGCGAACGCCGUGACGGAAAGUUUGGCGAUUGCGUCGCCUGUGAAAUGUGCGGUCCACGUAUUCGUGUUGCGUUACCAGAGUGCACUGCGGAAGGUGCCCUCACAGUUGCCUCCGAAGAUCCGCGCCGGCCCUCCCUCUAAACGCGUCAAGCGUGUCUCGUGGAGUCACGAUGAGGGUGUGGCGUCGGGCGGCGCGGACCCGGCCGUGCUUGCGGUGGGCCCGGUGCGGCGCCCCCUGCAGUACACGCGGGAUGAGCUGAUGCGUCUGCGCAACUCGCCGCUCGUUCGACGGGGCCUUGAGAAUGCCUUCGCGGGCAACGACACGCUCGCGCUGGUUAUGAAAAGACGAUCUGAAUCACCGGCCGAAGAGGACAAAGGAGGUAGAGGAGAUGCGCCCGUCGAGAACCAUAAAGGUGUGUACGGUCGGGAGCGCGAGCGCGAGCGGCGCUCGGCGGACCCGCGCGAGCGCGUGCGCAAGGAGAGCGAGCCGAGCGCGGGCGGCAUCGUGCUGUCGCCGCAGCGGCGCUCCUUCACGUCGGGCUGCGGCGCGCCCGCCGCCGCCGCGCCGCCGCCGCACGUCGCCCGCACGCGGCCCGACUCGCCGCUCGCCGCGCACCAGCCGCUGCAGCCCAUCCCGCCCAAGACUGAGCAAGUUGGCCGACGCAUAGGAUCCGGUCGCAUCAUGGUGCGCGACGUGCCCAACAACACGUGGGAGGAAGGCGACAGUCGCCCCGAGACCCGCACCGAGCCGUACCGCCCGCCGCGCGAACGGGAACGUGAACGGGAGCGCGAGGAGCGCCGCACCAACGGCGACCGAUUCGAACGUCGUUCGUUCGGCCGAGACUCCUACUCCUCUGACAUCAAGAGGGAGAGAGACGAUCGAUUCAACAACGAAAAGUCGCAUAGAGAGGAUAACCGUAGAUCAGGUGGUCGCUUCUCUCAACGUAGGUUUGAGAAGGAAGAUGAACCAGAAUGGUUUAGUGGAGGGCCAACAUCUCAGCUGGAGACGAUCGAGUUGCGUGGCUUCGACGAGCCUAUCAAGAAGAACGGCACUGCCAAUAAUAAGGAUAAUGAAAAGUGGAGCAGCGGCAGUUCCCGCUCGCCGGAGCGCUGGCGCGCGGACCCCGCCUCCCCGCCGCCGCCCCACGACCUACUCAACAAUAGCAAUGACAAGGACUCCGGAGUGGAGUCCAAGAGCGAGGAGCAUGUUCUGCUGCCCCCGGAGCCGGACUUCAACCUGGACGAGUUCCUCAAGUUUGACUCUUUGCCGGACGUGGCCCUGCUCACUAACGGCAGCAGCGAGACGGAGGGCAGUCGGUUCAGCCGCUGGUUCCGGCGCGAGAGUCCGCCGCCCGACCGCCACUACGAGCGCCUGCUGCACACCAUGAUCGACGAUCUAGACAGCUCGACGAACGACGAGCGGCGGCCGCCAGUGGUGGAGCCGCAGCCCAUCUAUCCCCCGGGCGCCCCCGGGGCGGGCAGGGGGCCCGCGCCGCCUUCGCUGCUGGACCUCCUGCGCCGCGCCACCGCCGACACGGACCAUAGGCCGGAGAUGAACACUGUGAACAACAAGAUGCAAAGUCUAGAAGAGCUGGAGGCUCGUCUGAGGCCGCAGCAUCAGCCACCGACCGAUCACGAUCUGUCCGCUUUCAAGAGACUGUUAGCUCAGGUGUCGGGAGGACAGGCGCAAACCGCAGAGCCGCCGCGCCCUCAGCCGCAGCCGCAGCCGCAACCGCAGCAGCAGCCGCCUAUGAGCAUUUUACAAUCUGACUAUUUACAGAUGCUCAGCAAAAGUAUGGAACAGCAGCACCAGCAGCAGCAACAGCAGCAGCAGCAACAGCAACAGCAGCAGAAGGCGCCGCACAUCCCGCAGGAGUUCGUAUACAAACUCAUGCAGUUGCAGCAGCGCCAACAGCAGUCGGGCGGAGAGCCCAACCCGCUGGGCAACCCCCUGGGUAACCCGCUCGGCAACCCGCUAGGCUCGAUGGGGGGCAUGACCCCACCCAGUGACCGAGAUCUGCUGCAGCGCCCCGAAGCGCAGGCCAUUAUACACGGUUUGAAGGCAGGCGAGAUAACGGUGCAGCAUUUGAUGCAGCAGCUCGGCAACCCAGGGCUGCAGAGCCGCCACCGGGAGGUGCUGCUCACCAUCCUGCGCAUGCACCAGCAGCAAAGACAGCAAAUGGGAGGUUCCCCCCUCCCAUCGGGCGUGGCCCCUCACUUGGUGGUGCCACCUCACCACCAGCCUCUGAGGCUGUCACCUCUACCACAUCCAGGAGUACCAGCCCGCAUACCGUCGCCGCGCGAGUUGGCCGCGCACACGCAGGUGAUCAUGCAGGGCGCGCUCCUGAAGAAGAAGCUCGAGGAGCAGAAGGAGAACUACCGCCGCAAGCACGAGAUGCAGCAGCAGCAUCCGAAGCAGCCCACGCCUAUCUCUUUUACACCCACCUCGGUUCUGCGCAAGAUGACAGCGGAGAAGGAGUCCGAGGGUGGGCUGAAGUCGCCGUGGUCGUCCCCGCACGCGGCGCACCUGCCCAAGCCGCACGGGAGACCCAUCGUCAAGGGUAAUCAGAGCGGCUCGGCGGCGCCUGGCUACGCGCCGACACCUGACUACCAGCAGCAUUACAUGAACCAGCAACAGAUGACCAACGCAAACCGCGCAUUCCCACACGCUCAACACAGACAACCUAUGUCCAAUAAUAUCAACAUGAACAAUAUGAAUAACAUGAACAACAUGGGCAACAUGGGCGGCAUGGGCAACAUGGGCGGUAUGGGCAACAUGGGUGGCAUGGGUGGCAACCGCGGCGCCGGCACCACCUUGCACCAACUCCUAGUGCAGUCGCACCAGAGGACGCUCAACGAAAUGACCAGCGGAGGUACGGGCGGCGGCGACAACCAGCUGGCGCGGUGGUUCUCCCCCGAGCUGCUAGCGCGGGCCUCGGCCGGCAAACUGCCCUCCGUGCACGUGCCCAACGCGCUCUCGCUGGAGGACCUCGAGCGGCACCACCACUCGCCAGCGCCGCCCGUGCGCAACUGAGCCGCGCGCCCCGCGUCACCCCUAUAUAUAGACUGCGCGUGUGACGUCAUCCUCGAGGACUUCAGUGUUCCGUACGAGUGAAAACAAAGUGUUCAUUAAAAACCCGUGAAUUACAAUGGACGGAAGGUACCACACAUGUUUUGUUCAAAAGUAAUUCACGUGUUUGGCAAAAUUAAAAACUUUUAUGAUUAAUUGAAAUGGAACAAAAAGUGGUGAUUAGGUCCUGGAAUGGAUUCCAGCGCAAUGAAAUGUUGAAUGUAUUGGAAUUUAAAAAACGGUAUAUUGGUCUCAAGAGCCUUGAGUUUUCUUGCAAUUUCGAAAAUUUUGUCAGAGCAGACUCGAAAUGGACCCGAACUGAAUUUGAAGGAGGCUUAAAACUAAUAUCGAGUGUCCCUGCUUUCUUACCACAUAUAUAUAUUGUAAAGGAUUUUGGCAAUAUCAGUCUAUUGCAGAUGUGUGUUAAGAAAGAUAUCAAUUAAAUAACGCGUAAAAUACUUUAGGUUCUGGAAAUACAGUUUUACUGGAGAGAACGCCAAAAUUGUAUCACUGACAACAUCACUGAUUGACUUGCUGACUGGUUGACAGACUGAGUGACUCACCGACUGACUUGCUGACUGACUGACUGACACAAGACUGUCCAUCUGAGAACCGUAAAGAGCACCUCGCAAAAAUGUUAAGAGAUUGGUUAUAAUUUUCAUUGAAAAAGGUGUUUUGAAAGAGGUUGUGAGCAACUCCAGUUCGAGUUACUAUUUUUCAAGCGAAAUUCCAACACUUUGGGGCCUUGAGUGGAAUUUGUAACGACUAUAUGGAAAAUAUUCCCAAUUCCAGCCCGGUGUUGGGAGAUAUUUUCCAUACAAAUUCGUUAACUUGAUUUGUGAGUGUGUAAAAAUUGAUGAUGUUGAAAGAUUUGUCUUAAAUUUACGAAAAAUAUUGGCAAUAAAAUUUUUGGUGUCUUGGAGAGUGAAGUUGUAUGAUGAGAGAAAAAACGCAGAAUUCUUUAUUGUAUAUUAUAUAAAUUGAAGUGUUUAAUCCUAUGAGGUGUGACGCAAGUUAUUCCAGUUUUUACGGCGUUGUUUAUUAUUUGUUUUGAUUCAAAAGUUUCAAAAUUUUACUAAUAUAUAAUUUUAUUGUCGAAUGAAUUCGUUUUAUACACAAAGCUAUCGUUAAAUAUACAAACAUAAUAUGUAAAAUAGAUUAAAUUAUACAUAUAUAGAUGGAGAUGUAUUUCGAAAAAUAAAUGGUUAAAAAAGGGGGUAAAUACAACAUUGACAAGUGCUAUAAAAAUAUUAUACACUUGUUAAAUUUUCUAUGGUGGGACUAUUUUAGUUGUGGUUAAAUGUUUUCUUCCAAGGGUGAAUUUUAUUAAAAUAGUAGCAUGAAAUAAAAACACAAUAAUCCAAUUAUUAAAAAAAAUGUGUAUGUCUUUUUUUGAGGACGCUUCUUAAACCUAAUUGAAAAUUCCAUACGUCAUGCUGCAACGACAUACGAUGGAGGACUGAGCUCAGUGUGGCUAAUUAGCCAUUGUUUGAUUUGUCCGCGUUCAACAUAUCUACCUAUUGGGUCACCGUGUCAUGAUAGAAGGGGUCAGGGGUUCGAAUUCAUAUUAAAUAAAUAAAACAGUAUAAUUUUUUUUUUAUUAAACACAUUUUAAAAAUCUAAAAUAUUUCUUUGUAAGCCCUCGGUCUAGUGUAAUACUUGCGUGAACACCUGAUAGUGAAGGCCUUAAGAUACUCGGGUAUGAAAUGAAAUGAAAAAUGUGUAUUUCACGGCAAGAGAACAUUUGUAUAUAUGCCGGCAAAUAACUUGAACAUUAGCUGACGUUCUGAGAUGUUGAGUAUUGACUGUGGUAGGUACUGAUUUAAUGUAUUUUGUGGGUAGUCAGUGUAUUUUGGCAUAUAUGAUGUGCAGUUUAAAUAAUUCGAUUCUUCAAGGGGUGAACGAAAUUUUCGACAAGUUGUAAGUGAUCAGUAUUUAUAAAGUUUUUGAAUAAAGGUUAGUAAAUGUCUAUUGUAUGUGAAGUAAUGUGGCUUGGUUCAAGUUAUUUGACUUUGACGAAAAAAGAAUAUUGUUAAGGUAACGGUGCUCAUUUCGAUUGUGUUGAACUUUACUAAAUUCGCAGGUUGACAGCACCUGUCCUUUUCAUAUUGUGCCGAUUGCUCCUAUUAUGAGAGGGCAUUUUUUAAUAAUUUCAGUGAUUUCAAUAGUUCAUUCAAUUUCUAUUACUUUGCAUAUUGUGCCAAUUGCUCCAAAUAAGAAAGGGCCUUUUUGGGAGGGGAAAAGUCCUGAAAAAAAUUUUUUUUUUUUUGAUAAUUUAAGUGAUUUGAAAUAGUUCAUUAAAUUGAGACAUAUCUGCUCAACAUUUUUUAAUAGUGUUUGAAAGGAAUCGACAUAAGAUACUGAGGUUAAGCAAUCGCUUGAAUAGAAUAUAAUGCAAGAUUCCGACGUUCGCACUCACUUUUGUUGUAGUUUUGAAAUCAUUAUAAUUCUGAUUGUUUAAAAAAAUCUACACUUUUCUUUCAAAAUGUUUUCUCGUAGUAAAUAAUAAUAUCUACUCUUAAAUUUAAACUGCUUUUUUUCUACUUCUGAUGUUAAAAUUACUAUGAUUACGAAAAUAAUUAUUAAAUUUAAUAAAACUGGAUAUUUUUCAAUUAUCGUACCAGUAUAGAACAAAGAAAGUUGAGAUUUUUUUUCAUUUGAAUGUUGUCUUGCAAACACAUGGAAGUGACCUCAAUCGCAUCAUUUCGGCAUAUGCGGCAUUUUAUAUAAAUUUAACUUGUUUUAAAACUCAAUUUCGUCCAUACCUAAUUUGAUAUGAAAAGGUAUAUUCAAUACUGAAUAUAUGACUUUAAGACGAGGGACAUUUGAACAUUACAGUGUAUGCCGUGAAUUUAGUUUAGUAGAUCGAAUUAGCACCGAAGAUGUUUUACAAAGGUUGCAGCUGAUAUCAGGGAUCAAAGUUUGGUGUAAUAAGUUGUAGUUAUUAUAUGGAAAAAAAAAUGUAAUGACCUAGUUUUUGACUUUCUAUUCGGCCGUUAUUGUGUAUUUUUUUUAGAUCCCGUAUCGGCUCCCUUCGUACUGCUCGCUGUGCGAGAGUUGAAAAUGCAAAUUUCCAGAUGUACUACACAGUGAAACCCUUUAAAACUCUUUCUCUAACCGACCCAAAAUUGGGAUUUUGUUUCCAUUUGAAGUGGUUUUUUCAGCUCUCGUAUCGCGCGCUGUAUAUUAAAAUUAUAUUGUCAAAAAAAAAAAGGUUGUUAGUCCCUGAAAUUGCGCGGACGAUAUUACGUACGAUUGAAUGAACUGUGAAACCUAUACAUGUGUGAGUGAGUGAAUGGUGUAAAGUACGUCUACGGUUGUGUUUGUAAGCGGUUUUUUUGUUACUACCAAGUUUUUUGAGGAAGAGAACGUUCUUAUGUUAUGUGAAUAUUUGCGAAUAAAAUGAAAAAAAAUUGUCCGUUUAGUCAACUUGAAACUAAUGUGUAUGUACGAACCUUACAAGCGAGAAAAUUAAAAUUCAUUAUUUUUGAUGAAAUGGACUAUCUGUUUGUAAAAAAUACUGUAGUGAUUUAACUAUUGUGACAAUGCAUGUUUAUGAUUUGUGAGAUAUUGAAUACAUUUGGAUUCGCACAAGUGAUUUCGUAUUUGCGACUGGAUGUUCCAUGUUUUAAAAUUAAAAUUUAAUCUUUUGUUAACCACAAUGUUUCUAUGUUAUCUCUGGAUCGACGACGUAACUUUGAUGCGAUUAUUUGAAGACUUGCCUGUUUUUUUUUUUAAUUUGCUUGAUUUGGCUAUGAGUUCUAGUCUAUUUUGAGUAUAACAAAAUUAAACCACAGAUUAGCUUAGACAAAAAAUUAGAAAGAUCUCCAGCAUUUCGUUGUUUAAUGAUAAUUAAAAUAUUCAACUUUAAAAAUUAGAGGUAACCUAUUAUUUACUACGAGAAAACAUGAGUAACUAUUUUUAUAACUGCAAGAAUUAUUUAUGAUUUUAAAGUAUAAUAGGGUUUGCGCUUGUCUGAUUUGCAUCAAAGUUGCGUAUAAUGCGAUUGCGUUUCGCAAUGACCCCUCAGCAUCGAUGUCAAUUCCAUUCAAACACUACGGACAAUAUUAAUAGUGUUUUGCCGUCCAGUGAAAAAAAAAAAACCUAUUUCGGCCCAUUAUUAUCAAGAAGCAAUAACCAGUGUUCCCUAUUUAUUUGAAACUAUUUAGUAUCUCCCAAACACAUGUGAAUUUUUUAAAGGAAAUGGUCCAAAAUUGUAUGGAGCGCAGGAUCAGUCAUUGUACCCUGGCGGAAGUAAAAGAAAAUAUUUUUUAAACUAUUUUUUGAUUAUACAAAUCUACGAAUUUAUUUUAAUUCUUUCGAAAUAAUAUUCAUUAGCUCCCUAGAAAUGCAACACUAGUACAGGUAAUAAUGGCGGUUUGAUGACGUUUUCAAUGCAGUAGUCGAUUUAACGUUUGCUGUCAAUUGUCAUGUCAUAGUUGCUUUAUGGGCGCCAUCUUGAUCAUCUCAAAGACUUGGGUUUUAAUUUUAUGUAUUUCUUAUUAUUUAGUUAAAUUUAUUCACGUAUUUAGAUUUUAAUAAAAUCCUUGUAUUUUUUAAAUUUUAAUGAUACGGGGUACAAGAGUGGACCUGAAAUGGACCAUCUCCUUUAGACCGGAAUUGUACGGUGGAUAGUUGUUAGUGUGAAAAUCGCACCAUCAUCAUCAUCAUCAUCCAUCAUCAUUAUCAGCCGAUGGACGUCCACUGCUGGACACAGGCCACUUGCAUGGACUUCCAAGCGCAACUGUCUCGAGCCGCCAACAUCCAGCGGCUCCCUGCAACCCGCGUGAUGUCCUCGGUCCACCUAGAGGGGGUCGACCAACACUGCGCUUUCCGGCGCGGAGUCGCCAUUUCAGCACCUUGGGACCCCAGUGUCCAUCAUCUCUUUCAGCUAUGUGCCUCACCCAUUGCUACUUCUACUUGGCGAUUCGCUGAGCUAUGUAUAACUUUGGGUUCUUCUGCGAAUCUUAUUUUUUGAUUCGAUCACGCAUUCGUACUCCGGGCAUAGCUUGUUCCAUAUCCCUUGUAGAUCUUAUUAUCAUAUCCCUUUGUAAAACUUAUGAGGUUUAUAAAGACCUCUCUCAGAUCCGUAGGUCAUAUCUGACAACAAUGCCAUUUAAUGUCAAAGACAAAUAGACCUUGUGUAGGUUAUUUUAAAGUCUUAAAUGCUAUAAGAAAUACAUAAUGAUAUCCAAGAGCUCCACUAAGAACAGUCUGUGGGAGUGUAAACGAAUUUGAGUUUUAAUACGAGUCUGUUUUGAUCUAUUUUAAUAUGGCGAAUGUUUCGAUAUUUGAAGGUAGAGAGUUUUCGCUGAGAAAGUUGUAUUCGAAAUUUGUGGAAAUUCCGAAAAUUCACAUGAGUUUGGGUGGCUAAAGACCAGAGAUUUAAAUCGUAGACUAUGUCCUCAUUAUUAAAACGUGAAAUGUAAGUCGUUCAUAAUAGUUGAUCUAUUUAAACACGAAAAAUAAUUGAUUAUAUUGAUUGAAUAUAUUUAAACACGAGACUAGGAUAGUCUCGAAUGACAAAGAAAAAAGGAAGGAAUUUUUAUGUAGUGGGAGUUUUCAAUGUUUUCAUACCGUGACGAUCGCGUAAACGUAAACGCUAAUUUAUAUGAAAUUGAAACAGUUGUGCAGUAGUGCCACUUGAUGGCGCCGUUUCAAUUCCUUAGAAGUUUGCGUUUACGUUUACGCGAUCGUCACAGUAUCAAACUGCCACUAGGCACACAGGUCAUAAAUAUCUUCGAUUGAAAUCUUUGGCUGGUAACUUGAUAAGAGCUUUUUAUUUGACGUUUUGAUAAGGAUCUGUGUCACGUGGCAAUCAUGGAGUAUGUAUUUGAUAUGUUUUUUUUCGGCGUGCGCAUAAAAUGCCGCGCAAAUUUGGUACUAACGUAGAUGGUCGUAGAGGCGAAAUUUCUGUUUGUUUCGGAACCUACCUUUAUUAUAUUGCGGCGCGAACUGCGCGUCGCUCGCCUAGCACGCUUCCACGGGAUAUCUCGAGACGUUGAAAAACACAUCGAAAAUAUCGCUUUUUCAUUCAUUUCGAUGGAGAGAGAAAGAGAGCGAUGUUUUCGUUUCCGCCGCUAUUGGUCUACAUGUCUUUCUAUAUUCACGAGAUGUGUCGUUGACGCAUGCUAUAGUAGAGGAUCCCAAUGUAGGAUGACCGUCACCCAUCUGUUUACUGGAUGAAAACUUUUUUUUUUAUAUCAAAUUAAAUAUGCCAAUGGUUUGCCAAAAGAAAAUCAGUCCACUGGUUUGGUUAACCUACAAAGUCCUUGACAAACGAGCGAGCGAACGUCUGAAGCCUAUAGAAUAUGAAAAUUUUAACUUGACUAUUUCUUUCUCGUCUUAACUCGUGUGUAGGCAGAUAUAAACAGGUAAAUCGAUACUAGUAAAUAGCAGAGUCCGGUUAGUGGUUAAUUAAUUAAAGUUAAGUUAAAAAUAUCAUUACAGUCACGGUAUAGGGUUGUCUGCGAAAAAUCAGUCCUGGUUUCCGGACAUCAUAUCCUGGACUGAAUUUUUUUAGGCAAACCUUUGGCAAUAUAUUUAUUAACAUAUUCAAUUUGAUACAAAAUACUGUUCACCCAGUAAACAGAUGGGUGAAUAUCGUUUCUGAUUCGGAUCUUAGACUAUAAGCUUUAAAUUAUUGACUAAAGAAAAUUUGAAAGUUAA
Molecule: messenger RNA, 10227 nt
Organism: Bicyclus anynana (squinting bush brown)
Lineage: Eukaryota; Metazoa; Arthropoda; Insecta; Lepidoptera; Nymphalidae
Product: eukaryotic translation initiation factor 4E transporter
Exons: 24
Coding region: 388-3522 (1044 amino acids)
Biological process (GO): negative regulation of translation
Cellular component (GO): cytoplasm; nucleus
Molecular function (GO): mRNA binding
Source: RefSeq, a predicted model, not a curated record